UUGGCUUCUACUACUGACGAGGAAGAGAAGGCGUUUAUGAAAUUGGAUUCUAUAAUUUCAUCUGGGGAAUUGCCCAGUGCAAUUGGCUGGGCUAUAGGCUGUGGCUGCCACCUUGCCCAGAAAAAAAGCGAUAUACUCGACAUGUGCCACAAACUGAAGGGCGCCUUCAGUGGGAGGGUGCUAAAGAAUUGGGGAACGGUAUAUUUUUUGGACCAGCUUCUGCUGGAAGGUGAGUACAUAAAAGUGGAUGACAUAAUCGAUGAAAUAAGGGUCAUGGGGGAUGACAGAAGUCACCCUUCUGGCCAAGGUGUACGAUCUAAACAAGUCCUGUUGCAGACAAUAGAAGAGAUCUUGAAGGAAAACCCGUUGAGAAGGUGUAUUAUGCCAGAAUGGCUCGCAUGGAAGAGUGGCUCAAGCACGCGCCACCUAUUUAAGCGCGCCCCUUAAUACGCAUGCGCACAGAAAUAUGCUCAGACCCGCCCAGCCUCGCCU
Messenger RNA from Geodia barretti, 492 nucleotides. The record is from the annotation of a GenBank genome assembly. NCBI's taxonomy places the organism in Eukaryota, Metazoa, Porifera, Demospongiae, Tetractinellida, Geodiidae.